AUGAACAGUUUGCUUGCUGCCGCACCACCUGUCCCUCCUCAUCGUUUCCAGGACAGUCGUUUCUCACCCAACAGAACAAUGGCUACUCCCUCUUCCUCACGCAAGAGAAAAGCCUCUCUAUCACCAUCCCCCGAAGGUGACCCCAUGUCUACCUCACCUGCCAUGCCGAACGCCCGGCUACCUACAAAUACCACACCUCGAUCGAUCAAAAGAGCCCGACCAAAUCUGACUGGCAAACCCCUUUUGAUCCCCCGCUUACUCGAAACCCUUGAUGCCAAAUCCCUUCGAUCUGUUAUCCAAGCUUUAUGUGACAAACACGGUUCAGCCAUACAAGAAGAAAUCAGACACCUCGCUCCACGACCCAGCGUCAGCUCCACUCUCCAGGUUCUCCGAGAGUAUCAACACACAAUGAACGCAGCCUUUCCUAUAGGUGAUAAUCCUGGUUCGGACUAUAGUUACAACCGGGUACGACAACACCUUAACACCCUCCUUGACGCUCUUAGCGAUUUCACACCGCAGUUCUUGCCUCCGGUCGAACCGCAAUCCUCAACCAGUUUGACCUAUCUCGACGGAGUGAUGAGCAUCAUUCAUGAGUUGCCUCAAUGGGAUUCUGCAUCUCACAACCUGGUCAAGGAGAAUGCAUAUGAAGAGAUAGCACGGGCCUGGGGUUGCGUCAUUCGCGAGGCAUCGAAGAGAGGUGGUGGUAUUCAAUUACAAUAUGGUGGUUGGGAUGACAAGCUGAGACGGCAUAACGAGCUGGCGGGAGGCAGGUUGGCGGAGGCAGUCAACGAACUGAGGCAGAGCCUGGCAUGGAUGGCUGCUGGACGGGGACCUGGCACGGAUCAUCCGGAACCUCAGUCAUCCAUUCGACAACAACUCUUUUCCGGUACAUAUGGCCCAGGCGCUGCAAGUAUGAGGACAGGAACGGGAUGGUAG
Molecule: messenger RNA, 936 nt
Organism: Endocarpon pusillum Z07020
Lineage: Eukaryota; Fungi; Ascomycota; Eurotiomycetes; Verrucariales; Verrucariaceae
Product: Tethering factor for nuclear proteasome sts1
Exons: 2
Coding region: 1-936 (311 amino acids)
Biological process (GO): proteasome localization; nuclear protein quality control by the ubiquitin-proteasome system
Cellular component (GO): nucleus
Source: RefSeq, a predicted model, not a curated record